Messenger RNA from Tigriopus californicus, 1797 nucleotides. RefSeq names its product tubulin beta chain-like. The record is from RefSeq and is a predicted model, not a curated record. The coding region runs from base 234 to 1679 and encodes 481 amino acids. The transcript is spliced from 2 exons. Gene Ontology annotation, biological process: microtubule cytoskeleton organization; mitotic cell cycle. Gene Ontology annotation, molecular function: structural constituent of cytoskeleton; GTPase activity; GTP binding. NCBI's taxonomy places the organism in Eukaryota, Metazoa, Arthropoda, Copepoda, Harpacticoida, Harpacticidae. Gene Ontology annotation, cellular component: microtubule; cytoplasm.
UCAUCCAAUGUGGAACACGAAGAGACUGUUACAAAGAGUUCCUUGAUUCAUCCUGGCAAACUUGGGGAAAGUUUGCACAAAUCUAUAGUGCACCUUUUACGUUCCGUUUAAAGAGAAUCCGGUACGACCUCGAGCAAAAAAAGGAAGGGAAAUCACUUUCACGACAUUUCGGCCUCUAAACAUGGAGCUUGUAUCUGGGGAUCAGCAAAACAGGGGAAUUGUUCCUUCAAGACAUGUGGUAUAUUUGCGUGCUAGAACGAAUUGGUUCUCUGUGCUCUCGGGAAUGGCUCAAUGAGCAGAGUGGUUUCGGUUCACGGCGAGGACAGAUAUCUGUGCUAAUCCUCAUGCCUCGGGAAAUCGUUCAUAUUCAAGCCGGCCAAUGUGGCAACCAGAUAGGUGCCAAAUUCUGGGAAAUCAUCUCGGAUGAGCAUGGCGUGGAUCCUAAAGGCUUCUAUCAGGGCGACUCGGACCUCCAAAUCGAGCGGAUUGAAGUGUAUUACACAGAAGCGAGCGGUGGUCGGUAUGUUCCGCGGUGCGUGUUGGUGGACCUCGAACCGGGAACCAUGGACUCUGUCCGAUCCGGUCCCUAUGGGCAGAUCUUCCGGCCAGACAACUUCGUUUUUGGCCAAUCUGGGGCAGGAAAUAAUUGGGCCAAAGGCCAUUACACGGAAGGCGCUGAAUUGGUGGACUCGGUUCUGGAUGUGGUUCGUCGAGAGGCCGAGGUUUGCGACUGUUUGCAAGGGUUCCAAUUGACUCACUCAUUAGGAGGUGGAACAGGUUCGGGCAUGGGAACUCUCCUGAUAUCGAAGAUCAGAGAAGAAUACCCUGACCGGAUCAUGAAUACCUACUCCGUGGUGCCUUCGCCUAAGGUGUCAGACACAGUUGUGGAGCCCUACAACGCCACCCUCUCCGUCCAUCAACUGGUUGAGAAUACAGACGAGACUUUCUGCAUUGAUAAUGAGGCCCUCUACGACAUAUGUUUCCGAACCUUGAAAUUGGCCACUCCCACGUACGGAGAUUUGAACCAUCUGGUCUCACUCACAAUGUCUGGCAUCACUACCUGCCUUCGAUUCCCCGGACAAUUGAAUGCCGAUCUCCGGAAGCUGGCCACCAACAUGGUUCCCUUUCCGCGGCUGCACUUCUUCAUGCCCGGGUUUGCCCCCUUGACAGCCAGGGGAAAUGUGGGAUACCGGUCCCUCACUGUGGCAGAAUUGACUCAGCAAAUGUUCGAGACGAAAAACAUGAUGGCGGCUUGCGAUCCCCGCCACGGGCGAUAUCUAACCGUGGCGGCUAUUUUUCGAGGCCGAAUGUCCAUGAAGGAAGUGGACGAGCAGAUGAUGAACAUCCAAAACAAAAAUAGCUCCUACUUUGUGGAGUGGAUUCCCAGUAACGUCAAAACAGCUGUUUGUGACAUUCCACCACGUGGUCUCAAGAUGGCCGCCACGUUCAUUGGAAAUUCGACUUCAAUCCAGGAACUGUUCCGACGAAUCUCGGAGCAAUUCACUGCUAUGUUCCGUCGCAAGGCCUUUUUACAUUGGUACACGGGGGAAGGCAUGGACGAGAUGGAAUUCACCGAGGCAGAGUCAAAUAUGAAUGACUUAGUCUCCGAGUACCAACAAUACCAGGACGCUACCGCUGAUGACGAAUAUGAAGAAUAUUCCGAAGAGGAGGAAUACUAAAAUGUUAUCCCAAAAUAUGACAAGUGUGAUCAUCAGUACAGUUUAUAGUAAUUUAGUCUUAAGGGCCAACAAUUUCAAGAAAAUUUUCAUUCCUAUGUAAAUAAACGCGUGAGUCAUU